Molecule: messenger RNA, 3312 nt
Organism: Pecten maximus
Lineage: Eukaryota; Metazoa; Mollusca; Bivalvia; Pectinida; Pectinidae
Exons: 1
Coding region: 1-3312 (1103 amino acids)
Biological process (GO): DNA integration
Molecular function (GO): nucleic acid binding
Source: RefSeq, a predicted model, not a curated record
AUGAACCUGAUCCAGAAGGGAUUGAACUACGAUUCUGAAGAAAAACGGUGGACAGCCUCAUAUCCAUGGAUAAGGGAUCCAGGUGUACUACCCAACAAUUUCGUCGCAGCGAAGGCAAGAAUGGUGUCUACAGAACGAAGGCUGCUUAGGAUUGGAGCAGACUAUGCCAAGUUAUAUCACGACCAGAUAAGAGAUAUGGUAAAGAGGAAAGUUGCUCGUAAACUGUCAGAGAGGGAAAUCGAUGAAUACGAUGGUCCAGUACAUUACUUGCCACAUCACGAGGUGUUGAAACCUGAUUCAAGGUCGACUCCUCUCCGAAUAGUCUUCAACUCAUCAGCCUCAUUUAUGGGCCACUCUCUCAACGACUACUGGGCCAAGGGUCCCAACAUAGUUAACGAUCUUAUGUCUGUGCUCAUAAGGUUCCGUGAAGGACAGGUUGGCAUGGCCGGAGACAUAUCGAAAAUGUAUAAUUCUGUGAAAAUGAGUGAAUCUGAUCAACAUACUCACAGGUUCUUGUGGCGGGACAUGGAUCAAGGGAAAGAGCCUGACCACUACGUUAUGGAAGCCGUGACGUUUGGAGAUCGACCAAGUGGGGCUAUUGCAUCUAUGGCACUACUGAAAACGGCAGAACUGGCUAAGGAAUUGUAUCCGGAAGUCACACAAAUCAUUAAGGAAAACAGCUACGUGGAUGACAUUUUGUGUUCGACGGACAGUACCUCAGCAGCCAAAAACUUGUCUGAAGACAUUGAUGUUGUAUUGGAAAAGGGAGGAUUUAAGGUGAAGCACUGGACAUUAUCUGGAAUGUCCACAGCGCUAGGCAACAAUGUGAAUACUCAGGAGAAGGUUCUUGGGAUGAUAUGGGAUCCGAAGAUGGAUACCUUUAAAUACAAAGCUAGACUCAACUUUUCUCCAAAGGUCAAAAAAAUCCACCAAGAGCAAAAUCUUUCUGAAGGAGAUAUUCCAAAUCAAAUUCCGCAGCGUUUGACUCACCGAAUGGUUUUAAGCCAAGUAUCAAGCAUAUUCGAUCCUCUAGGACUGAUAACACCAUUCAUAUUAUGCGCCAAACUCCUCAUGAGAGCGUUAUGCAAAAGAGAUACGGUCGGGGAGACAGGAGGACGUCAGACUUGGGAUUCCGCUAUGGACGAGGACAUGCGGAAGGAGUGGAUCAAAUUCUUUUCCGACUUAUUUGUGGUUGAAACACUCGAAUUCCCUCGAUGUAUCAAACCAGAUUGUGUCAAGGGUAACCCUAUCCUGAUUGUUUUUUCGGAUGGCAGCAAGGAAGCAUUUGGCGCAUGUGCAUAUAUCAGAUGGGAGACCAGAAACGAGAUAGUGAGUACAAACCUCAUUGCAGCAAAAAAUAGGAUCGCACCUACUCGGCAAUUGUCGAUACCUCGUCUAGAACUGUGUGGUGCUGUGAUAGGGGUUCGCUUGAGGGAGAAACUUUUGAAUGGAUCGAAACUCCGAUUUGAGCGCGUGUUUCACAUUGUAGAUUCUAUGAUUGUACAAGCUCAAAUACAAAAGGAGAGCUAUGGAUUCGGCACUUUCACCGCUACCAGGGUAGCGGAGAUACAAUCCAAGUCCAGUCCAGACGAAUGGUGGUGGGUAUCUGGAAAUGACAACCCUGCUGACCUCACCACCAGGGUCACGGCUCCUAAGAAUCUGGAUAUGGAAUCUGUUUGGCAGACAGGCCCAGCAUUUUUGAAAAUGCCUCUUGAAGAAUGGCCUAUUAGUCGUACAUUUAACCUGGAGGGAGAACCUUUACCGGACAUAAUCGGACAUGUGGCGGUUGGAGACAUUUCGAUUGUCGGUGAUGCAUGUCGAUCUGAACAAACCUCGUUAGAGGACGUGAACCUGGAAUGUUUCAAAGAAACGCGUACGUUAUUUCGCGUUACCGCCUUGUUGAUGCGAAUUGUCAAAAGGGGGACAUUGCGACAAAAUGCUAAGAUUAUCUCAAGUUGUGAGAUUAAUGAAGCUGAACGGAUGUGGAUCAAAUAUACGCAAAACGAUAUGCGUCCAGACUGGAAAAUGGCCUAUCAACGUCUCGGCGUUAUCCGCAAUCCUGAUGGUUUCAUCGUCGUUGGGUCAAGGUUGUCUGAGUGGAUGAAGGCUUCCUGGAAUCAAACCGAAUUCAUCCUCCUUCCUCCAAAGGCCAAGUUUACAGAGCUGGUCAUGAAAUCAUGCCACAACGAAGAUCAUACUGGGGUAGAGGCCACACUUGCUAAACUGAGAAGCAAAUAUUGGGUACCAGGAGCGAGGAAAUUCCUUAAAAUGAUCAAGAGGCAAUGUGUGACCUGCAGGAGAAAGGAGAAGAUCUGUCAUACUCAAGCCAUGAGGUCCCUGCCAUUGGAUAGACUGAGACCAUCACCGGCAUUCUCCUUCACUGCGGUCGACCUGUUCGGACUGUUCACAAUUAGGGAUACUGUAAAAAAGAGAACUCAUGGCAAGGCAUACGGUGUGAUUUUCACUUGCCUUGCAUCCAGAGGAGUGUAUUUGGAUCUCGCGGAUAGUUACAGCACGGAUGGCUUCAUGAUGGUACUUCGUAGAUUUGUGUCUUUGCGUGGUUAUCCCAAGAAGCUCAGAUCCGAUUGUGGAACUCAACUUGUUGCUGCUAGCAAAGUACUUUCAGAGAUCGACCUUAACUGGCAGCAGAUUGAAUUGUUCGGCGUGAACCACGGACUGGAAUGGGAGUUCAACAAAUCCGCCGACUCGCCCUGGGAGAAUGGAUGCUGUGAAUCUCUUAUCAAGUCGGUGAAAAAAUGCCUCGCCUCCGCGAUUGGCGACAGUGUCAUGUCCUUCACCGAGCUUCAAACAGUUUUGUUUGAAGCAGCCAACUCUCUCAAUGAGCGCCCUAUUGGAAAGAAGAACAGCGAUCCUAAUGAAGGCUCAUACCUCUGCCCUAAUGAUCUGCUUCUUGGUCGUGCUUCCAUCAGAGUUCCACCAGGAACUUGGUCGACGAAGGAAAGCUUCAAAGUUCGGUGGAAAUUCGUCCAGCAAGUGGUGGAUGUUUUUUGGAAAAGGUGGAUCAGAGACUUCUUUCCUACGCUCAUUAUACGCCAGAAAUGGCACACAUCCAAGAGGAACUUACUCGUAGGUGACAUUGUUCUCGUGCAAGACAGCAAUGCUGUCAGAGGUCAGUGGAAACUUGCACAGGUGUGCGAGGCAACUCCCGGGAAAGACGGGAAAGUCAGGGAUGUCGAACUUCGGUACAAAUCCCAAGAUCCUGGAAAGGGGUACUGUGGUACUACGGACAGCAUCAUUCGCCGUUCUGUGCAUAGACUGGUACUUAUCCUUCCGGUUGAAGAACAAUCAUAA